AUGGUAGAAGUAGAUUGUCCUGGCAAGCUUUACAUUGGUGGCCUCAAUAGAGAAACCAACGAAAAGAUGCUUAAAGCAGUAUUUGUGAAACAUGGUCCCAUAUCAGAAGUUCUUUUGAUAAAGGAUCGAACCAGCAAAUCCAGAGGUUUUGCAUUUAUUACUUUUGAGAACCCUGCAGAUGCUAAGAAUGCUGCCAAAGAUAUGAAUGGAAAGUCUUUGGAUGGAAAAGCAAUAAAAGUAGAACAAGCCAAGAAACCAUCAUUUCAAAGUGGUGGUAGGCGGAGACCACCACCUUCUUCAAGAAACAGAAGCCCUUCAGGAAGUCUGAGAUCUGCAAAAGGAAGUAGUAGAGGAAUAAGAGGCUGGCUUCCCUCACAUGAAGGACACUUGGAUGAUGGUGGAUACACUCUUGAUCUCAACAUGAGUUCUUCUAGGGGAGCCAUUCCAGUUAAAAGAGGUCCAUCUUCAAGAAGUGGAGGUCCUCUUCCUAAAAUAUCUGCUCUUUCUGCUAUGGCAAGAAGCAAUAGUUGGAUCGGGAGCCAAGGUCCCAUGUCACGUGGAAGAGAGAAUUAUGGAAGUCCUCCCUGCAGAGAGCCAACCUCUUCCUGGAGAAAUGACCAUAUGUCACGAAGAGAUGAUGGUUAUGCAACUAAGGAGAGAACUCAUCAAAGUUCCCGAGACACUAGGGAUUAUGCUCCACUAUCUAGAGUCUAUACAUACCGUGAUUAUGGUCGUUCUAGUCCGGAUGAACAUUCCUCUAGAGGAUAUAGAAAUCAUCCAAGUUCCCGAGAAACCAGGGAUUAUGCUCCACCACCUAAAGACUAUACAUACCCUGAUUAUGGUCGUUGUAGUCCGGAUGAACAUUCCUCUAGAGGCUAUAGAAAUCGUCCAAGUUCACGAGAAUCCAGGGAUUUUGCUCUACCACCUAAAGACUAUACAUACCCUGAUUAUGGUCGUUGUAGUCCGGAUGAACAUUCCUCUAGAGGAUAUAGAAAUCAUCCAAGUUCCCGAGAAACCAGGGAUUAUGCUCUACCACCUAAAGACUAUACAUACCCUGCUUAUGGUCGUUCUAGUCGGGAUGAAAAUUCCUCUAGAGGAUAUAGUGAUCCUGAUGGCUACAGUGCGGCCCGUGGUAGAGAUCAUUCUGAAGGUCUAAGUGGAAGUUCUUAUAGAGAUGCAUUUCAGGGAUAUGGGACCUCUCAUGGUGCACCACCUGCACGAGGGCCUCGGAUGUCUUAUGGUGGAAGCACCUGCCGUGAUUAUAAUACACGAGAUGGAUAUGGCAGACGUUGGGAGAGUUACUCAAGGAGCUGUGGUGAUUCUUAUUCUUGUGGUCGUGAGCAUGCUGGCAGAAAAGACCAAAGGAAUCUGCCUUCUCUAGAUAGGUUGCUCCCUGCUCCUCGUGAAGCAUAUGGUAGCUCAAGUUAUGUUUCUUCUACAGUAGAUGGUGACAAAAGUAGAUCUGAAAAAGGAGACUUAAGCAGAUGUUAAAGCAAGUAUUCAAAGUAAUAGUUAUUGCAUACCAAACCUUGUUUGCACAUCGAAAAUUGAAAUGUUAUUUCUGCAUAUUACUAUAAGAAACGUAUUGGUUUUGUGGAGAGAGGUAGAGACUAACUUCCUCCAUGAAUUUUUUGAGGUAUUCAAAGCAAAAGGAAUUUUUUUCAAAGUAAUUUCAUACUUGUUAAUGCUAUUUGAAAAGUGUUUAGAUGUAAUAUCUACCUUAAAAUUUUCAGAAUAAA
This is a messenger RNA of Rhinopithecus roxellana (golden snub-nosed monkey), 1739 nucleotides long. RefSeq names its product RNA-binding motif protein, Y chromosome, family 1 member F/J-like. Gene Ontology annotation, molecular function: RNA binding. The transcript has 11 exons. Bases 1 to 1491 code for a protein of 496 amino acids. NCBI's taxonomy places the organism in Eukaryota, Metazoa, Chordata, Mammalia, Primates, Cercopithecidae. Gene Ontology annotation, biological process: positive regulation of mRNA splicing, via spliceosome. Gene Ontology annotation, cellular component: spliceosomal complex. The record is from RefSeq and is a predicted model, not a curated record.